Messenger RNA from Lacerta agilis (Sand lizard), 3523 nucleotides. It is a transcript of the gene ADAM9, whose product is annotated as ADAM metallopeptidase domain 9. Gene Ontology annotation, cellular component: plasma membrane. The record is from RefSeq and is a predicted model, not a curated record. The transcript is spliced from 22 exons. Gene Ontology annotation, biological process: membrane protein ectodomain proteolysis; cell-cell adhesion mediated by integrin; transforming growth factor beta receptor signaling pathway. NCBI's taxonomy places the organism in Eukaryota, Metazoa, Chordata, Lepidosauria, Squamata, Lacertidae. Gene Ontology annotation, molecular function: metalloendopeptidase activity; integrin binding. Bases 92 to 2605 code for a protein of 837 amino acids.
CCCUGGGGGUGGUCCCGGGACUGGGAGGCCGCGCCGCGCACGCUCCGUAAGCGGAGGGGUCGCUGCUCGGAGCCCCGAUCCGGGCGCGGGGAUGGGGAUGGUGCGGGCCGCGCGGAGCUGCUGGCUGCUGCUCUUGCUCUUCGGGACGCUGACUUUGCAGGCGGACCGGCCAGGUUUUCAGCCAUUAUCUCAGCUGUCUGCCUACGAAAUUAUUGUCCCCAAGAGGAUAACAAGAAAACACCGCGAUGUGCUGACAUCCAGGGCAGCAGAGGAUGAACUGUCUUUUGAAGUUGAUGUUGAAGGAACAAAGUAUACACUUGAACUAGAAAAAAACAAAGCCCUUGUACCCAAAGACUUCACAGUUUAUACUUACAAUGCUGACGGCUCUCUGCAUUCUGAGAUUCUGGAUCUCAAGGAUCACUGCCACUAUCAGGGAUAUGUAAAAGGAGUAGCAGAUUCCUUAGUCGCUGUCAGCACUUGCUCUGGACUCAGGGGAUUAUUACAAAUUGAGAGCAUCAGCUAUGGAAUUGAGCCUCUGGAUCCGCCCUCAGGAAUCAAACACAUGAUCUACCGGUUGAAGAAUGUGAAGGUAGAUGAGGAUCACAUGCGGUGCCAGCUUCCUGGGGAAAAGUGGGAAGGAAGAGAUCCUCAGCACCCUGCCAGUGAGACUCAGCGGCUGAGAAGAAAAAGAGGCGUCCUCCUACAGACAAGAUAUGUGGAGCUCUUUAUAGUCGUGGACAAAGAAAGGUAUCAGCUGAUGGGCCAGAAUAAAACUGCUGUUACAGAAGAGAUGGUGCAUUUGGUCAACUACCUGGAUAGUAUGUACAUAGCACUGAACAUCCGCAUCGUGUUGGUUGGCUUGGAGAUCUGGACUCAGGAAAACAAGAUCCGCCUGGAAGGAGGUGCAGGAGACGUUCUUGCCAACUUUGUGCAGUGGCGAGAGCAGGAGCUUGUCCCGCGCCAAAGACAUGACAGUGCACAGUUUGUUCUGAAAAAAGCAUUUGGUGGCACAGCAGGGAUGGCUUACGUGGGUACUGUCUGCUCCAAGAGCCAUGCUGGAGGCAUUAAUGUGUUUGGGCCCAUCAGUGUGCAGAUGUUUUCAUCGAUCGUUGCUCAUGAACUUGGCCACAACCUAGGAAUGAACCAUGACGAUGAAAGGAAGUGUGACUGUGGUUCAGAAAAUUGUAUCAUGAACUCUGGAGCAUCAGGAGCCAGGAACUUCAGCAGCUGUAGCGAGGAAGACUUUGAAAAGCUAACUCUGAACAAGGGUGGGAGCUGCCUCCUCAAUAUCCCCAGGCCUGAAGAAACCUAUAGCAUCCCAUACUGUGGCAACAAGCUAGUAGAUGCUGGAGAGGAAUGUGAUUGUGGAACACCAGAGGAAUGCCAGUAUGAUCCUUGCUGUGAGGCAGGAACUUGUAGACUCCACCCUGGGGCUGAUUGUGGUUAUGGAGACUGCUGUCACAACUGUCAUUUCCUGUCCAAAGGCACAGAGUGUCGCGAGCGGGCCAGUGAGUGCGACCUCCCCGAGUUUUGCAAUGGAACGUCACAGUUCUGCCCGCCAGAUGUCACCAUUGAGAACGGGCACCCUUGCCACAAAGACGAGGCUUACUGCUACAACGGGCUCUGCCAGUAUUACAAUGCCCAGUGCCAGGGCAUCUUUGGGCCAAAGGCAAAGGCUGCUCCCCAAAUUUGCUUUUCUGAAGUGAAUUCCAAAGGUGACAGGUUUGGAAAUUGCGGCUACCAUGGGCAUGACUAUAAGAAGUGCUCGAGCUGGAACGCCAUGUGUGGGAAACUACAAUGUGAGAAUGUACAAACCCUUCCUGUCUUUGGAAUCGAACCUGCCAUUAUCAAGUCUCCCAUCCAAGGUAACACCUGUUGGGGUGUGGACUUCCAGCUAGGAUCAGACGUACCAGAUCCAGGGAUGGUGAACGAAGGCACCAAAUGUGCCCCUGGAAAGAUAUGUAAGCACUACCAAUGUGUCGAUGUCUCUGUUUUGGGUUACAGCUGCAAUGCAGAGCAUCAGUGCAAUGGACGAGGGGUGUGCAAUAGCAAUAAGAACUGCCACUGUCACCCGGGAUGGGCCCCUCCCUACUGUGACGCCAAAGGAUAUGGCGGCAGUCUGGACAGUGGACCUCCAUACAACGAUGUGGAUAACACCACAAGAAAUUGGCUGCUGGCAUUCUUCUGCCUGAUUCUCCCUCUCCUGUUGCUUUUGCUUUUUACUUACCUUGCGAGGAAUCAGUUGAUGUCAUCCUUAAUGCCACUGAUAGAGGCUUGUUGUGGGCGUUUCAGAAGAAGUUCAGACAAUAGGAUUCAGGAGUCUGUACACACUUCCUACCCACCAAACGUUCCCUAUUCUACAAGGGACAUGUCGGCUCCUAUGAGCACACAAGCAAACAGAUACCCUGUGCCAGCGUACACAGCUAAUCUGCAACCGCAUUGUGACACUUAUCACCGCACUUCUCCCCUUCCGUCUUCAGCAGCCAUGGGGCCAUCUAUGGAGCAGCACUGCAUCCCAAUGAGGCCUCCACCCCCUGUGCUGAAGACUGCAAAAACUCAGGAAGCAAUUUACCCAUCUCGGCCUGCACCGCUGCCUCCCAUAUAAAACUGCCGGUUUGUCCUUCACAACCCACCCUGUUCACAGAGCCAGAGCCGCAUCUGUCUUGCAUAAAGUGGCCCUUGAAACCUUUUGUUGUUUCCCUCCAGCACUGGAUAAGAAACGGAACAAAAUGCAAUACCAAGGAAUGUAAACUUACCAAGCAAAUACCUCUACCAAAGCUCCGGGAACUGAAACCACUGGGCCUGUGAAAACACUCUAUGCUGCGGUUGGGCUACACUACUGGAGAAGUGGGUCGCUUUCUGGGUGUUUAUUUUCCCCCUUUUUAGGGUUAUAUUUAAUGAUCAUACAUGGUAUGUGGGUUUCCCCUCCUGGGCUGUUUUUAUACAGAAUAAAACAUUGAGUGAAGACAGACAUAACAUCAUUAGAGAUCAGUAGGAAAUCAAUUAGGAUCAAUUAGGAAAUGUUACUGUUUUUAAUCUAAAUAUAUAUUUUUCAAAAAGACUCAUGAGGAAAGGCAGUUCUGCGUUUCCAACGGAGACCAGCUUAUCGUUAGCACUGAUUGGCGGAAGCUUAUGAUGUCCCCAGAAGCCCACCUCCAAAAUCUGGAGCAAUUUUGCACUUGUAAAAAAUUCUGCUCUUAAAAAAUGACUAAGACUAGCAGUGGACAUAUAUAAGCGUUUAUGUUGCACUUUUAAAAACAGAAAAGGGCAGCCUGAAGCAUGACAGCUGAACUGGCAUGUGUAUUAGUCAUUCAACUGCAAAGCUGAGCCAGGCUCACACUAUGACUGAGUUCUCUUUUUCAAUGUUACAUCUGUCUUCACCUAUAGUCAGGGCCAUCCCAAGACAUUUUGGCACUUGAGGCAGACCCCAAAAUACCACUCCCCUCCCCACCAGCGAAGAAGGGGUGAGGGAAGAUCUACAUCGGGAACAAGGGAAGUGUGAGGAAAGAUCAACAUCAGAAUU